AUGAGUAUCGCGCAGAAAAGUUGCAUGGUGCAGCGUGGGAGAGCAAACUGCUUAGGUGAAACGGAGUUAUAUGAUGAAAAUGAAGAUCUAUGUCCUGUUGAGUGUGUCACUGAGUUCAAAACAGAUGAUGAGCUUCGUAAAGUUCUUGAUAAAGCCAAAGAAACUAAUACUUUGGUUGUGGUUGAUUUUUAUCGUCCUUCUUGUGGGAGCUGUAAAUACAUUGAACAAGGCUUCUCAAAGCUCUGCAAGCAAUCUGGUGACCAAGAAGCUCCUGUCAUAUUCCUUAAGCAUAAUGUGAUAGAUGAAUAUGAUGAACAAUCUGAAGUCGCUGAAAGGCUCCGUAUCAAGUCGGUUCCUCUCUUCCACUUCUACAAAAACGGAGUUCUGUUAGAAGCAUUUGCAACGAGAGACAAGGAGAGGAUUGAUGCUUCUAUUCACAAAUAUACAAACUCGGAAUCUUCAAGCACAUUGGAUUAA
Microthlaspi erraticum is the source of this 477-nucleotide messenger RNA. NCBI's taxonomy places the organism in Eukaryota, Viridiplantae, Streptophyta, Magnoliopsida, Brassicales, Brassicaceae. The record is from the annotation of a GenBank genome assembly.